Molecule: messenger RNA, 4518 nt
Organism: Oryctolagus cuniculus (rabbit)
Lineage: Eukaryota; Metazoa; Chordata; Mammalia; Lagomorpha; Leporidae
Source: RefSeq, a predicted model, not a curated record
AUGCGGGGGAUCCCAGAGAGGAAUGAGGUUAAGGUUAAGGAGUGUCAGGGCUGGAAUGUGCGUGCGCGUCUGCCUUGGCAUGUGAAAGUACUUGCGGGGCGCGGUGCGGGCGGGAGGCUGAGGACGAGGGUGAGGGGCCACUUGCCGGUGAGCCCCAGGGUGUCUCUGGGUGAGUCCCAGGGCGGGUCUGUUUGUGGCGCAUCUCGGCUGCGGGUGGACGCGCGUUGGCGGCUGAAAGUGAGGCCAGGCUUUGCCUCAGAGCCAAGGGUUCCCGGAGCUCCCGCUCACUCGCUCAGAAAUUUCCCCCGCAGGAGCCCCUCAGCCAGGCGCAGCCGGACUGGAAACGGUUCCCGUGGGGUCCCGCAGCGGGAGGGCGGCGGUGGCGGCCCAUGGAGAAGGAGGCUCAUCCCUCCUCACGGGCGACGCCCGCCCGGGCCCGCACCCCGCGCGCCAACCGCCUGCGCCCCGCGUUGGGAACGCUUGGGCACGCGGCGUCCCGGCGUGCAGAGGGUCCCAGGCCGAAGUGCCACAGGACCCCCGGGGCAUGGCCGGCGGCCCAGGCAGAAAGGUCAAGGACGCGGAAGCUGGAGCUCGGGCCGGGAGGCUGCGGCACAGCGCGUCCUCCGAGUGAGGACCGCGGCAGGCGGCGCCCGCCUUGGCUCCCGGGCGUUCCAGGUGGCGUCCGCGCCCUCUCCGCGCGGGGCGCUCGCUCUUGGUGCCGGGAAGCGGGGCGCCCGGAGGUCGCGAAGCCACAGCAGGGGCAGCCCCGGCGGCGGGCCCGGGGCGACCGGCAGGGCUAGGGCGGGCAGCGGCAACGCGGGUCUCGGGAGGCCGCCCGCAAGUUGCUGGGCGCCGACGCGGAGGCCCGAGAACUACAGGACAGGAGCUCAAAAGAUCAAACAUAAUCAGAUGUUUGAGAUGCAUAGAAUUCCUUUUGGUUUCUUCAGUGACCUGCUGUUCAUUGAGAAGCAUAUUGUCAGUUUCCACAUAUUUGUGAAAUUACUAGAGUUUCUUUUAUUGCUGAUUCCUAGUUUUAUUCCAUUAUGCUUGCCCUGCAUUUCCCCCUGUAUUUGUGGAAACUCAUGUGUCAGUUCAUCCAGUAAUUCUAGAGUGAUCGUUGGAAUUAGGUAUUCCCACCAGUACUUUUCACCAAUUGCCACAGGAUUCUCCCAGUUUGAUGGUUUACAAGUGAACAUUAUACCAUUGAUUGCCAAAGCAGAUACGAUUUCUAAGAGUAAUUUACCGAAGCUUAAGAGUAGGAUUAUGAGUGAGUUGAGCAGCAAUGGCAUCCAAAUAUACCGCUUCCUGACAGAUGAUGAAACUCUGAGUCAGGUGAACUCCUCCAUGAAUGAAACUGGACUAACAACGAGGCCAAAAACUUUUCCUGCCAUGACUUACUCUGGAAAUAGCUGGCAGCGACUGCAAGAGACCCGCGAGGGGCUGUGACAGCCGCCCAGGCCUUCCACUCAGGGGUUGCCCGAGGGACAGAGCAGUGAUGCCUCCCUGGACGGCAGAAGGCCACCGCUUUAUCAGAAAGUGCUGCGGAAAAUCAGUGCUAAGGAAUCCGGCACCUGCACAGCUGGGAACCAGCAGAUGCGGCAGAGGCUGGUGAAUGCAGGGUGUGACCAGGAGGGCGGCAGAGCGCUCAAGCCGACUGGCAGCAGGAGUAUAGAAACGGCCCCGGAAUACAUCAGUAAAGGCUGCCUGGGCCCCAGGAACGAACAGACAGUGCGAGUCGUUAAGCAGACCCCCAGGAAAGGGCCUGGUGCAACCCCAGUGACAAUGUCGCGGAGGCCCAGUUUCCAGGGCGAAGCCUUCCCACCCUACCACCUGCUGGGCGGCGCUGGAGGAGGUGCCAAGCCUUCCCCUGGACGGUGCACCCCUCCUAAGGCUACGGGACAGCGGGCGUGGAGGGGGUGGGGGGCGCACUUCCCGGGGGCUCCCGCACUGCGGGCCCCUCGCUGCCGCUACUUGAGCAAGGCGCUGCCUGAGGCUGGGGUCUACUGGGGCCUGACAGCCAAGGGCCAGCCCGACGGCCCCGCGCCCAGAAGGACCUACUCCUUCAACAGCCAGCAACUGCAGGUCGGCGUGCCCGUCCAGGCCGAGCCCUCCCUGCUGGCUCCCAACACCCUCGGCAGUCCCUACCCGCUGGACCUGGAGUUGGGCAGCCCACACUGCAGGUGCCUGCCCCCCUACCCGAAUCACCUGCUGCUGCCCAGCAUGCCGGAGCAGUACGACCUGGACGGCCUGUGUGUGGGCAUGGAGCAGAGCCUCCGAGGGGGUGCGGCGGCCAAGCCCGCCAAAAGGGCAGACAAGAGCCACUAGGGCGCCAAGGGGCACAGAUGCGGGAAGGACAAAAAGCAGAUCCAGACUUUUUCCUAAGUCCUUGGCUGCAAAAACAGCAAGGAGGAGGAGAAGCAAGAGUCACACUUUAAGUAAUUCAUGGAGCAACACGUGGAAAAUGUCAUAAAAACCUACCAGCAGAAGGUGAACCGGAGGAUGCAGCUGGAGCAAGGGAUGGCCAAAGCUGGACUGUGCGAAGCUGAGCAGGAACAGAGGGAGAUCCUCUACCAGGAGGAGUCUAAUUACAGCAGGCUGAAGAGGGCCAAGGUGAACAAGCCCAUGUUUGUGAAAAUCAAAACCCUGGUGCCUUUGGAGAAGUGCACUUGUAAGGUGGACACUCACUCUCUGUACACCAUGAAGACUCUGAGGAACGAGGAUGUGCUGACCCGGAAUCAGGUGGCCCGUGUCAUGGCCGAGAGGGACAUCCUGGCUGAGGCCGACAACGAGUGGGUGGUGAAACUCUACUACUCCUUCCAAGACAAAUACAGCCUGUACUUUGUAAGGGUGGUCCCUGGUGGGGAUGUGAUGAGCCUGCUGAUCCACAUGGAGGUCUUCCCUGAGCACCUGGCCUGGUUCAUCAUAGAGUUGAUGUUGGCCAUUGAGAGCGUCCACAAGAUAGGCUUUAUCUACUGGGACAUCAUGCCUGACAACAUUUGGAUAGAGCUGGAUGGUCACAUCAAAGGGACAGAUUUCGGCCUCUUCAUGGGGUGCAGGUGGACUCACAAUUCCUAAUACUACCAGAAAGGAAACCACAUCUGACAGGACAGCAUGGAGCUCAGUGACCUCUGGGACGAUGUGUCUAACUGUCGGUGUGAGGACAGGCUGAAGACCCUGGAACACAGGCACCAGUGGUGUCUGGUGCACCCCCUGGUUGGGUUGCCACGUUACAUCACUCCUCUGCAAAGGUACACCUUGUGGAGCAUCAGCAUGAUUCUCUUUGAGAUGCCGGUCGGGCUGGUGCCCACACUCACAGAAACCCAGCUGAAGGUGGUCAACUGGGAGAACAUCCACAUUCCUGCCCAGGUCAAGCUGAGCCCAGGGCCAGGUAACCUUAUCACCAAGCUGAGCUGCUCUAGCUGCCUGGGGGAGGGACAGGCCGAUGACUUGAAGGCCCACCCCUUCUUCACCAUAGGCUUCUCCAGCGACAUCUGGAAGCAGCCAGCCCCCUACGUGCCCACCAGCAGCCACCCCAUGGACACCUCAAAUUUUGACCCCACAGAUAAAGAAAGCCUGUGGAAGGAGGCCAGCGAAGGGAGUACCAAGGCCUGGGACACGCUCGCCUGCCCUGGAAACAGGCCAGAGCUCGCCUUCUGUGAAUUCACUUUCCGAAGGUGCUGUGAUGACAGUGGCUUCCCCUUUAGAUGCCACAAGCCUUCAGGAGCAGAGGCUUCACAGUCUGAGAACUCAGAUUAAAACUCCGAUCUGGUGGAUCCGACCGAGGGUGCCAGCUGGCCUUUCGCUGUGGCAGGGAGUAUGGAUGAGGUGAAGUUGGGAAAAGGAUGGUCAGAGGCUGUGACUACCCCUGGGGAGUUUUGCAAGGUAAAUGUGAUGAAAGAGUGCAGCUUCUGGAAAUACGGAGUUAAACAUUCCAUGUCUGUCACCUUGGAAAAUGAAAAUCACUGUGACUUUGUUAAGCUCCGGGAUAUGCUUCUUCCUACCAAUAUGGAAGACCUGAAAGAACAGACACACACUCAGCACUAUGAACGUUUCAGGUACUUCAAACUGCAGUCAAUGGGUUUCACUGAUGUGGGCCCGGACAACCAGACAGUUAGCUUUCAGGAGAUCUAUGAAGCUAAAAUAGAGGUUUAUGCAAUGGGCAAGUAUAUUCUUUCAGCUGUUCUGCCGCACUGUGCUUUGAGUCACAACUGCACAUUGAUGUCCCAGUUACACGACAAGUUUGAGAACGUGAAGAGGAUUCAACACAAGGAGGUGAUAAAGCUUGAAGAAGAGAAAAGACAACUGGAAGAAGACAUAGUAGAUCUUUAUAAAAUGAAGGCUACUUCUGAAACAUUUCAGCCGCCUAUGUGCACCAAUGUUGCUAUCAAAAACAUUAUCACCCAUGCCUAUGUUGUAGAGCUUUUCUCUUAUGCUUUUAUCUGCAAAGAAGUAGCUGAGGGUGCUGCUUAUGGAUUAAAGGAUCUCACUAGCAUGCUUCACAGUGUUUUAGACGAUUGA